AGUCCUCUAUCUAUGUAUAUGUGUGUCGCUCGCUUCCUCUUCCGUGUCUGGCUACAUUUUUGUUUGCAUUACUUUGGAUUUUUUGACGCCUUUUCCCUAUUCUCUCUAGACAUCCGCGUUGCCUCAUACAAUUUUCAACUUUUGCCUAGGCUCUGGUUUUUGAGAGUACCUUUUGCUUGCAAAGAGGACUGUGAAACUUACUACAAGUUGAACAUAUAAUAUGCUUUAAUAACAUUUAUGAUUCUUGACAUGUAAACUGGUACAUUGUAUAGGAUGGCCGCGAGUUACAAUUAAUUCAAUACUUUGAUUCAUUUGUUCAACAUGAUCAUAUUCACGACCCGCGCACAACAACAUAUUUUUUUGUACCAGCAGACCCAGUUUGGAGGCGUUGUACGAGUAAAUGGCCAAUUACGACAAGCGUUGUUAUCACAGAGCAACAUUCUGACGCCAUGAUUCCUGUUUUCUUUCAGUGGGUAACAGCUGACACAAAGUGAAUUAGAAACAAAGGAAAACUUACUCGCCAUCGCUGAUUGGUAUGCUCAUACAGUAUUACAGGGAUGCCGAAGGAAAAAUAUGAUCCGCCCGACCCAAGGCGGAUGUACACGAUAAUGUCCACUGAGGAGGCAGCCAACGGGAAGAAGUCAUACUGGGCUGAGCUCGAAAUCAGUGGUAAAGUGAGGAGUCUGAGCACCACAUUAUGGACGUUGACUCACCUCACUGCUCUUCAUAUCGGCGAUAACUCCCUCUCUCGUAUCCCGCCCGACAUUGCCAAACUUCAAAACCUGGUGUACCUGGACCUCUCAUCCAACAAGAUCAGGAGCCUGCCCGCCGAGCUUGGCGACGUAGUGUCUCUCAGGGAACUUCUUUUAAACAACAACCAGUUGCGGCUUCUACCUUUUGAGCUUGGAAAACUGUUUCAGUUACAAACACUGGGGUUAAAAGGAAACCCACUUGCACAAGAAAUAUUGAACCUCUACCAGGAGCAUGAUGGCACGAGGAAACUGCUCAACUACCUUCUGGACAAUCUGUCAGGGACCAAAGGAGUCAGCUCAGAGCAGCCCCCACCCAGAUCAUGGAUUGUUCAGGCCGAGCCGGACCGGGCAAGAACAGCAGCCCUGUUCUCAGUGAUGUGCUACAACGUGCUGUGCGAUAAGUACGCCACGCGCCAGCUCUACGGCUACUGUCCCUCCUGGGCCCUCAACUGGGAGUACAGGAAGAAGUCCAUCAUGCAGGAGAUCCUGAACUGCAGCGCUGACAUCAUCAGCCUACAGGAAGUGGAAACAGUUCAGUACUACAGCUAUUUCCUGCCAGAGCUGAAGGAGCAAGGUUACGAGGGCUUCUUUAGCCCUAAGUCCCGUGCCAGGACCAUGUCAGAGUGCGACCGCAAGCAUGUGGAUGGCUGCGCCAUAUUUUACAGAACCGAAAAAUUCAGCCUGGUACAGAAACACACAGUGGAAUUCAACCAGCUGGCUAUGGCCAACUCUGAGGGCUCUGAGGCCAUGCUCAACAGAGUCAUGACUAAGGACAACAUUGGUGUGGCUGCGCUUCUAGAGGUGCGCAAGGAGAUGAUGGAGCAGUCUGCGGGGAAGUCUCUGCUCGGCAUGGAGAAACAGCUCCUCCUGGUGGCCAACGCCCACAUGCACUGGGACCCGGCGUACUCAGACGUCAAGGUGGUCCAGACGGUCAUGUUCCUGUCUGAGGUGAAGAACAUCGUGGACAAGGCCACACGCAGCCUCAAGCUCUCCUCCGUCUCCGGGGAGACCAACGCCGUCCCACUCGUCCUGUGUGCUGACCUCAACUCACUACCUGACUCUGGUGUGGUGGAGUUCCUGAGCUCGGGCGGAGUGGACAGCACCCACAAGGACUUCAAGGAGCUGCGCUACAUCGAAAGCCUCACCAACUUCAACUGCAACGGCAAGAACGGCGCGUCCAACGGCAGGAUCACCCACGGCUUCAAGCUGAAGAGUGCCUAUGAAAACGCCCUGAUGCCUUACACCAACUACACCUUCGACUUCAAGGGUAUCAUUGACUACAUCUUCUACUCUCAGCCUACGCUCAAUGUGUUGGGGGUUCUGGGUCCCCUGGAUCCUCACUGGCUCCAUGAGAACAAUAUCAGCGGAUGUCCCCACCCCCACAUCCCCUCCGAUCACUUCUCCCUGUUUGCACAACUGGAGCUGCUCCUUUCCUACCCGUCAUCAGUCAACGGACUCCACCUGCCAGGGCGCAGGUAGAUCUCUGAGCCACAAGAGGGAGCUGUUGCUCCAAUCUCGUUAAAUUCUUCCUGCAAAGUCUAUGAACUUUCUGGAUAAAUCUAUGUACAAUCGGAGGGGGGGGGGUUAUGGCCAACAUUUCCCCCAUGGAUUUUAACUGAAGCAAAAGCUCACGGCAAUCUCAACGAUAAGUCUUUACCUCCUUUUCUGGGCACAAUUUGAUGUUGUAUAAUUUUGACACCAUAUCCCACUUUGCGGUCUUGUCACCUGCAGAUAAAUAGUUGAAUUGUAUUGUCUGGCGAAUGGUAAAUACGGAGGGAGUCGUGGUGUCACCACAGUCCAGCCUGAGCAGGCAGCUAAAUCUCAAGACGCCACCAAUCAACUAGAUAAAUGGCCGAUAUACCUGUUUUAACCAGUCAGUCUCAGCUGCUACAUCUCCAAAUCCAUUCCCUUGCAUUGCUGUAUCUUGCCAUAAAGGUGUGUGUAGUAGGUUUGGAGGUGCUGGAGAGAGCAGGCCAAACAUUCCGCUUUUUCCACUCGCCGGUGCGGAGACCCCCUCUUCAGGUGCUAAAAGCCCGUCCUCUAACUCAGCGGCUCCAUUUUAUACUGAGUGGCGCAAUCGCUCUGUGCAGUUAAGGCACAACGGCAUUUCCAAACCUCUUUUGAAAGUCUACUGUAAAAUGUCUAUUACAGUGGAACAGUGAUGUAACAGUGAUGAUACGUGUACAUGUUCCGGCUUGUAGCGGAUCUAGAUUAACAGCUCACUCCUGGUCUGUUUUUAUAGCCUAACAUGAACAGAGCAAAAUGACGGGACCACCUUUUGAAUAUUUCAAUGAAAUUUAUCCUUCUAGUCACACGUGCCAUCAUUUUGAAUCUAGCGUCAGAUAUUAAAAUAUUACGACAACCACCUGUCAUUCACUCUGAGUGACCGUUAGUGAUCCUUAGCGAUGGGGCUUAGGGAUUUGGAAAAAGGAAAAUGGUCCCUUGUGGUCAGUCUGACUUGGCAGCUUCCCAACAUGUUGUCGUAGGCCAGAGAGCCCAUAUCUGACCUCAUAGCUGUGUAGCCAUAUGGAAUUGGGCAGGGGCCAAGUUGUUAAGUCACAUUAUGGUUUAAAGCUGGGUGGACAGUCCCCUAAAAUAUGCUCCAACAGACAUCUGUGGCACUGUCUUAGAGGCCAGUAGCAAACCUCCCUUUUUAAAGACAUCCAGGGUUAUUCCUUUCCAUUACUAAUAGAGAUUUGUUUGAUACAGAAACUUGGACUCAACUUGAUUGUAUAUGAACUGCAGAAGUCAUAAUACGCUGCGUUAUUUUGUACCUGUAAGUAUGGUCAGUUUUUGCUAAAAGGAUUGUAUUGUAAAUUUAAGGCAACAUUUGUAUCUAUUUUAAAUGUUUAAGGAAAUGUAAAAGGCCAGCUUGUACAAUAGUUUUUUUCAGGUUUCCGCUGUUGAAAUUUGCACUCUACCAGGUUACAGUUCCCUGAUGAACCAACUUUUUAAUUUUUUCAAAAUAUAAAAAUGGAAUGCAUUUCACAGAGGCAGGUUUCUGGCAUUGUUGCCACAUCUCUUUUGGCAUUUGAGAUAAAACCUGAAACAUUUUGCCUCACUGAUUCUGUUCUCAAAAAGGCGCUGUCAGUGAACACCUGAACAGUCUCCUAUUUUUCUCUGAAGUGUUUUAAACAUUGUUAGACGUUUUUUAUUAGAUAUCAGAAUUUGUUAUUUCCUUGUCUUAGUUAUCGAUAUUUAGAGUAAUCUGGAUUUUUUUUAGCAGACUACACUAUAAACCACUCUUGUCUCUAACGUAUUUAGUUCUGUUUUUAUCAUGUCCUCUUUAUUUUUAUUUAUUUUAUUUUGUCUUUCCGAGGAACCCGAUCAUGAUGAAGCCUCAGUCUUGGGUAAAAAUAGUUGUAUCUGACUCCUCAACUCAGGCGAUUCUCUUUUUAAGUGUUGUUUCAUGUUUUUUUUUAUGUCUAUUGCUAGACCAUUCUACUUCAAGACCAUGUGUAAUGUCCACGUACAUACUGUACAGACAAUAUCAAGGUAAAAAAGGGGGCAGAAUGUGUUAUUCCUAAAUAUUGCUCGAUGAGUCCGUUGUGACCCAGAACUAUGGUGCGGUCCAGUCCAUUGUGACCCAGAACUGGCGUGAUCCAGCUCUUUUCCAAACCACAGUGGAUACAGUUGAAGUCGGAAGUUUACAUACACCUUAGCCAAAUACAUUUAAAGUCAGUUUUUCACAAUUCUUUCA
Messenger RNA from Coregonus clupeaformis (lake whitefish), 4452 nucleotides. RefSeq names its product CCR4-NOT transcription complex subunit 6. Gene Ontology annotation, cellular component: nucleus; cytoplasm; CCR4-NOT complex. The coding region runs from base 558 to 2231 and encodes 557 amino acids. Gene Ontology annotation, molecular function: protein binding; poly(A)-specific ribonuclease activity. Gene Ontology annotation, biological process: nuclear-transcribed mRNA poly(A) tail shortening. The transcript has 12 exons. The record is from RefSeq and is a predicted model, not a curated record. NCBI's taxonomy places the organism in Eukaryota, Metazoa, Chordata, Actinopteri, Salmoniformes, Salmonidae.